Molecule: messenger RNA, 751 nt
Organism: Vicia villosa (hairy vetch)
Lineage: Eukaryota; Viridiplantae; Streptophyta; Magnoliopsida; Fabales; Fabaceae
Product: protein DOWNSTREAM OF FLC
Exons: 2
Coding region: 58-531 (157 amino acids)
Source: RefSeq, a predicted model, not a curated record
CAUUGUAGCAUCCAAUUCACUUCUCAUUAUCAUUUCAACGUUUUUACUAUAAUAAUCAUGGCAAGGUUUGUGUUGCUGUUAAUGGCCCUUUCUAUGAUCACUGUCCUCCCUUUACUUGCUACAGCAUUGUUCCAUGUCAAAGGUUCUGUUUACUGUGAUACCUGUCGUGCUGGAUUCGAAACCAACGCCACCUUCUAUAUCCAAGGUGCGAAGGUGGGAAUUCAGUGUCACGAUAGGAAGACUAUGGACGAAGUUUUCUACACGGAAGGAGUGACGGAUUCGACAGGAACAUACAAUAUUAUGGUUGAGAAUGAUCACUAUGACCAUAUUUGCAAAUGUGUGCUUGUUAGUAGCCCAAUAAAAUCUUGUAAUACUCCAGAUCCGGGGCGUAACAGAUCUAGCAUUGUUCUUACUCACUACAAAAAUGGUGUUCUCAACCAUCUUCACUAUGCAAAUUCUAUGGGUUACUUGAAGGAUGAGCCAUUGCCUCAAUGCCAUCAACUCCUCAAAUAUUACCUGUCUGAUAUCUGAUUACUAUGAUAUGCUAUGUUUUUUUUAUUUAUGUCUUAUUCACUAAUUACUAUGAUAUGUUUCUUUUACUAUUUGUUAUGGACAUCAUAGGAGGGAUACUAAGUAGUAGUUACUAUUUACAAUUCAGUUUUGCUUGUUUAAGUCAUUACGCCACUUAAUUGUGGUAUAUAUAAACUAUAAUAUAAUGUAUUGUUGUUGAAGUUUUACAAAUUAAUUUAAU